AUGCCGGUGGCCGAUUUGGCGCACGAAAACCUGUUUCAGUUGGGUGUGUCCCAUUUUGACCAAUUUCAAGAUCUAGGCAGGCCCGAUGAUAUCGAAAAAGCAAUAGAAUGCUUUUCUCGUGCACUCGAACUGACCCCCGACGGUCAUCCUCGCUUGUCAGACCUACACGCUAAUCUGGGUGCAUCCUACGGCAGUCGAUAUAGGCGCUUUGGUGAAAUCUCCGACCUCCAUAAAACGAUCGAAUCCGCAUCCCGUGCACUUGCGAUCACUCCCAGUGGUCAUCCAGACUUGCCGAACCGACAUGGUAAUCUGGGCACGAUAUAUACUGAUCGAUAUCGACGCCUCGGCGAAAUCGCCGACCUCGAAAAAUCAAUCGAGCACAGGUCGCGUGCCCUCACUCUCACUCCUGAAGGCCACCCGGACUUGCCGCGCCGUCAUGCUGGGCUAAGUGUGUCAUAUAGCGAUAGAUAUCGACGUUUUGGCGAGCUCGCCGACCUCGAAAGGGUAAUCGAAUGCCACUCUCGUGCAAUCGCACUCACUCCCGAUGGUGACCCGAAUCUGCCAGACCGACACGCUGCGCUAGGCGUGUCGUACAGCGAUAGAUAUCUGCGUCUCGGUGAAAUUGCCGACCUCGAGAAAGCAAUCGAAUGUGACUCUCGCGCUCUCGCGCUCACCCCAGAUGGUCAUCCGGACUUGCCCGACCGGCAUGCUAGUUUAGGUGUCUCAUACACCGAUCGAUAUCGACGCCUGGGUGGACUCGCCGACCUCGAAAAAGCCAUUGAAUGCGACUCCCGUGCACUUGAACUCACUCCCGACGGUCACCCGGACUUGCCAACAAGGCAUUCUGCGCUGGGUGCAUCGUACAGUGAUCGACAUCAACGCCUUGGUGAGCUUACCGACCUCGAGAAAGUAAUCGAAUGCCACUCUAGCGCGCUCGCGCUUACUCCUGAUGGUCACCCGGACCUGCAAGACCGACACACUAAUAUGGGUGUCUCAUACGCUGAUCGAUAUCAACGUCUUGGUGAAAUUGCUGACCUUGAGAAAACAAUUGAACAUUACUCUCAUGCACUCGCACUCACUCCCGAUGGCCACCCAGACUUACCGGACCGACAUGGUAACCUAGGCACGGCAUAUAGUGAUCAAUAUCGGCGCCUCAGUAAAAUCGCCGACCUCGAGAAAUCAAUCGAACACAAUUUGCAUGCCCUCACUCUUACUCCUGAAGGUCAUCCGGACUUACUGGGACGACAUGCUGCACUAGGCGUUUCAUAUAACGAUAAAUAUCGGCACCUUGGCAAACUCGCUGACCUCGAGAGUGCAAUCAAAUGGCAAUCCAGUGCACUCACACUCACUCCUGAUGAUCAUCCAGGCAUGCCAGAUCGGUAUAGUAAUCUGGGCUUGUCAUACGGUGAUCGAUAUCGGCACCUUGGCGAACCCCUCGACCUUGAGAAAGCGGUGGAAUACCACUCUCGUGCACUGGAACUGACUCCCGAUGGACACCAGCAAUUGUCUUUUAGGCACUACAAUCGGGCCACAUCUUGCCAUGAACAAUAUCAGCGCACAAAUGACCCUUCACAUUUAGAUAUUUCGCUCCGUUCCUUUCGCAGAGCUUCCCAGUUACUCAAUGGGCCACCGCGUGAUGUGUUUAAAAACGCUCUUCGCUGGGCAAACCUUGCGUCUAAGCACAGCUAUCUCGACUGCAUGGAAGCCUUCCGUUCCACGAUCGAUCUUCUGCCUCAUUUUUUAUGGCUUGGCUCUAAGACCACCCAACGAUACUAUGAUAUAUCCAUAGCUGAAAACCUGGCUCUGAAGGCGGCCUCUGCUGCCAUACUAUCAUCCGAGUAUGCGUUGGCGCUCGAAUGGCUCGAGCAUGCGCGAUGCGUAGUCUGGAAUCAGAGCCUUACGCUUCGAUCCCCUGUAGACGUACUUCACGCCUCUCAUCCCGACCUUGCUACUCAGCUCCAGUCAAUUUCUCAACAGUUACAUCAUGUCAACUCUCAACCCCCGUCAUCUCAGUCGGCUGCAGAUACUCCCGAGCGUCGCCAUCGCCUAGCUAGGGAAUACAAUGAUCUAGUAGCCCAGGUACACAAGCUACCAGGAUUCGAGAACUUUCUUCUUCCGACACAGACCAACGAGUUAAUCAAAGCGGCUCGAAAUGGGCCUAUUGUUGUUAUUAAUUGCGGAGAAGAUCGCUGUGAUGCACUACUAGUCAUGCCAGGAAGUAGUGAAAUUGCUUGCAUUCCUCUUCCUGGAUUUACUGGUGCGAAGGCCAAGCGCACUCGCAUUGAAAUGGACAAAUCGAUCAGGAAUAGACGAUCAAGUGAACGUGGCAUAGAGCGCCGACCGCUACAAGAGGAAGAGCUCGACUUUCAAAAUGUACUCGCAGACCUUUGGUAUGAGAUUGUGAAACCAGUGCUAGACUUUCUUGGGUACACGCAUGAAAGUGGUUUAGAACCCAAAAGUAUGCCGCAUAUAACAUGGUGCCCAACUGGCGCACUAUCAUUCCUCCCUCUGCAUGCUGCCGGAGACUACAGCCGGCCACAAUCAAGGGUGUUCGACCACGUCAUAUCAUCUUACACCCCCACCCUUACUGCUCUUCUCUCCUCGUCUUCCAGUGCGUUGUAUCGCACCUCCCGGGUGCUUAUCGUAGGCCAAGAAGCUACACCAGGUCAUCAGCAGCUGCCAGGAACUAAGCAGGAGCUCGAGUGUAUUGUGCGUCACAUGCAAGGAAGGGUCGGAUACUCGCAGUUGUUGGGAAACCAAGCAACAAAGACGGGCGUGCUCGAUGCGAUGGAGGAGCAUAACUGGGUUCAUCUCGCUUGCCAUGCCCACCAGAACGCUCAUGAUCCGACCGAGAGCGGGUUCUUCCUACAUGAUGGCACCUUGGAACUAGCGUUAAUCAAUCAGCGUUCGCUGAAAAAUAAAGGCCUAGCAUUCCUCUCGGCUUGCCAGACGGCCACAGGAGACGAGAAGCUGCCUGACGAAGCAAUACACCUCGCAUCAGGCAUGCUGAUAACAGGAUAUUCGAGCGUGAUUGCUACAAUGUGGUCGGUGUACGAUGAGGACGCGCCAAUGGUGGCCGACAGGGUGUAUGCACAGCUGAUGAAAGACGGAAAGAUUGGAAACGGAGAAGCCGGGAGAGCACUACAUGGCGCGGUGGCGGAGCUGCGGGACAAAGUUGGAGAAAGGGAGUUUAGCCACUGGGUGCCUUAUAUCCAUAUAGGCUCGUAG
Molecule: messenger RNA, 3228 nt
Organism: Rhizoctonia solani
Lineage: Eukaryota; Fungi; Basidiomycota; Agaricomycetes; Cantharellales; Ceratobasidiaceae
Product: CHAT domain protein
Exons: 3
Coding region: 1-3228 (1075 amino acids)
Molecular function (GO): protein binding
Source: RefSeq, a predicted model, not a curated record